CCACUAUAAAUAGAGGAUAGAAAGGACCAUCAUCAACAACUUUAGAUCUUGGAAACCCUGCAAGUGCAAGGCCUUCCCUCUCUAGACUCCAUAAAACUUGCUUUUGUACCUCUGCUGUGCAUGGCCAAGGCUGGAAUUGCAAGAACAAAGAUGCUAAUUCUUAGAUCAUGCAGGGAAGCUCGACAUGUCCAUAAACAUUUCGCUUUUCUUUCAACAAUAAGACAACAUAAUCAUCAUCAACUGGAAGAAUCGAGAAACUCGAUCAUGGAAGCAAAGAAGGAGAACGGAUCUGAUUGGGUACCCCAUCCUCGCACCGGAAUAUAUGUGCUGAAGGGCCACGAACGAGUGUUGGACAAUGUACCAGAAAGUGCAGCUUCUCUUAAUAAUCAGACUUACUGGUUGAGGAAUGUUGAUGGUGUUGAGAAGCCUGACCCUGAUGUUCCUUCUGAUCAUCAUUAUUCGUCUAAAGAUUUCUAUUAACUACAUAUAUAAUAGUCCUUAUUGACUUAAGUUACUUUACAUGUUGUACCAGACUAUAUAAAAUCUAGGAAGAAGAAGCUAAAUGUAAUAUUGUAACUUGCCUAAGAAAUGCAAGGACAUGCGUUUCCAUAUGUAUAAAAAAAAAUUGAAUAAAAAUUCCAGUAAUAGUAACAAAUUUCUCUCAA
Hevea brasiliensis (rubber tree) is the source of this 665-nucleotide messenger RNA. RefSeq lists its product as uncharacterized. Bases 121 to 480 code for a protein of 119 amino acids. The record is from RefSeq and is a predicted model, not a curated record. The transcript is spliced from 2 exons. NCBI's taxonomy places the organism in Eukaryota, Viridiplantae, Streptophyta, Magnoliopsida, Malpighiales, Euphorbiaceae.